Anguilla anguilla (European eel) is the source of this 1359-nucleotide messenger RNA. RefSeq names its product prenyl (decaprenyl) diphosphate synthase, subunit 1 (gene pdss1). The coding region runs from base 100 to 1359 and encodes 419 amino acids. Gene Ontology annotation, molecular function: prenyltransferase activity. Lineage: Eukaryota; Metazoa; Chordata; Actinopteri; Anguilliformes; Anguillidae. The transcript has 11 exons. Gene Ontology annotation, biological process: isoprenoid biosynthetic process; ubiquinone biosynthetic process. Gene Ontology annotation, cellular component: transferase complex; mitochondrion. The record is from RefSeq and is a predicted model, not a curated record.
AGUAGGUAACGCACAGGCUGUCAAAAUGCCAGCGACACGCCUACACGGAGGUUAGUGCCGUUCAUUCACUACGUUUUUCCGCUUCCUGGCGAGCGAAACAUGGCGCUGCCGUGGAGGCAUUGCCGCAGGUGGACCGUGGGGAGAAAUGGGGCAUCUUCUCUAGUAAACGCGGUCUGUGGCGCUGUCACAGCAGCAGGGCGGAGAGAGGAGAGCAUAAUCUGUGUGGGAGUCCGUGGCAUUGCGGGAACCAAGGUAACCUCUACCAACAGACAUGUGAAUCUUCCCUCAGUCAGGAUAUGUAGUUCCCUACUAAGUUAUAAUUACAGGUCCCUGAACACUACAGAGAAUGCCAGCUGUUUUAAAAAGCUGCACAGUGAUGCCAAAGCAAAGGAUCCCUUCACAUUGGCUCAGAAAGACUUGUAUAACUUAUAUGAUGAUAUUAAAAAGGAGAUGUUUGUGUCUAAAGUAGAGCUGAAGUCUGUGUGUGAUUACUACUUCGACGGGAAGGGAAAAGCCUUGCGUCCCAUGAUAGUAGUGCUGAUGGCCAGGGCGUGUAACCUGCACUGCAACCGCGACGGAGAGCUUCUCCCAGGCCAGAGGUCCAUAGCUAUGAUCUCGGAGAUGAUCCACACGGCCAGCCUGGUGCACGACGACGUCAUUGACGGAUCUGACAAGCGAAGAGGGAAGAACACUAUUAAUGAAGUGUGGGGAGAGAAAAAGGCCAUCCUGGCUGGCGAUUUCAUCCUGUCCGUAGCGUCCAUGGCAAUGGCUCGUAUUGGCAACACCACUGUGGUGACAGUGCUGUCCCAAGUCAUCGAGGACCUGGUGCGAGGUGAAUUCAUGCAGCUUGGAUCUAAAGAAAACGAAAACGAGAGAUUCAAGCAUUACCUGGAGAAAACCUUCAAGAAGACUGCCAGUCUCAUCGCUAACAGUUGUAAAGCAGUAUCGAUUCUGGUGAACUCUGAUCCGGAGGUGCAUGAGAUUUGCUUCCAGUACGGGAGAAAUGUUGGAAUUGCGUUUCAGCUGGUGGAUGACAUUCUGGACUUCACGUCAUGUGCCAGUCAGCUGGGGAAGCCCUCUGCCGCAGACCUUCGGCUGGGAUUGGCCACCGGGCCUGUGCUGUUCGCCUGCCAGCAGUUUCCUGAGCUGCAUGCGAUGAUUAUGAGGAGAUUCAGUUCCAGUGGAGAUGUGGAGCGAGCCUGGCGGUAUGUCAUGGAGAGUGACGGCAUCCAGCAGACCAACUACCUCGCUCAGCGGUACUGCCAGGAGGCCGUGAGGCAGAUCAGCAAGCUCCGCCCCUCCGCUGAGCGGCAGGCGCUCAUCCGGCUGACCGAACUGGUCCUGUCCCGGGACAAGUGA